CCCAGAAUGUGACUCUCGAUGAAAUCAUGACCGCCUAUAAGCAAGCCUGCCAGAAGCUGAAUUGCAAGCAGAUACCCAAAGUACUGAAGCAGAUCCAGGAAUUUAAAGACCUGGCUCCCAGGAUAGACUGCUUAGAUCUGAAAGGGGAGAAACUGGAUUACAAAGCCUGCGAGGCGCUGGAAGAAGUUUUCAAGAGGGUCCAGUUCAAAACUGUUGAUUUGGAGCAAACGAGCUUGGAUGAAGACGGUGCCUCGGCGUUAUUUGACAUGAUUGAGUAUUACGAGUCAGCGACGCACCUCAACAUCUCCUUUAACAAACACAUCGGCACUCGAGGCUGGCAGGCAGCUGCCCACAUGAUGAGGAAGACAAACUGCCUGCAGUACCUGGACGCCCGAAACACGCCCUUGCUGGACCACUCGGCGCCCUUCGUGGCGCGUGCCCUGCGCAUCAGCAGCAGCCUGGUCGUCCUGCACCUGGAGAACACCAGCCUCUCGGGACGCCCACUCAUGCUGCUGGCCACGGCUCUGAAGAUGAAUGUAAACCUGCGGGAGCUGUACCUGGCCGAUAACAAGCUGAACGGGCUGCAGGACUCUGCUCAGCUUGGCAACCUGCUGAAAUUCAACUGCUACAUCCAGAUACUCGACCUGAGGAACAACCACAUCCUGGACUCGGGCUUGGCAUACAUCUGUGAAGGGCUGAAGGAGCAGCAGAAAGGGCUGGUCACUCUGGUUUUGUGGAACAACCAGCUGACUCACACCGGCAUGGCCUAUCUGGGGAUGACACUGCCUCACACACAGAGCCUGGAGACCUUGAACCUGGGCCACAAUCCCAUCGGGAAUGAAGGUGUCCGCAACCUGAAGACUGGGCUGAUCGGGAACCGCUCCGUCCUUCGCCUGGGCUUGGCGUCCACCAAACUGACCUGUGAAGGUGCUGUGGCAGUGGCGGAGUUCAUCGCAGAGAGCCCACGGCUGCUUCGCCUGGACUUGCGAGAGAACGAGAUCAAGACGGGCGGCCUCAUGGCAUUGUCACUGGCUCUGAAGGUCAACCACUCGCUGCUGCGCCUCGACUUGGACAGGGAGCCCAAGAAGGAGUCGGUAAAAAGCUUCAUCGAAACCCAGAAGGCUCUCCUGGCCGAGAUCCAGAAUGGCUGCAAGCGCAACUUUAUUCUGGCCAAAGAGAAGGAGGAGAAGGAGCAGAAGCUGCAGCAGUCAGCCUCGAUGCCGGAGAUCAAUGUGACGGAGCCUCUGGAGGAGGGUCCAGCAGAAGACAGCCAAGACGGCAGCGCCACCUCUGCUCCAGAAGAGGGGGAAGAAGCUGGAGAGACCCUGACAGCCUCGGAGAAUGGGGACACAGAGCCAGCAGAGGACGACGAUGAUGAUAGAGGCGACGUGACAGACUCCGAUUCGGACACGGAGGAGGAGGCAGACACUGCUUUAGCGACAAAGGACUUGAGCGAACCGCUGAAACACCCUGACUCCGCCGACGGCACUACUGUGCCCCAGGCGCUGCUGUCCCCGGAGAAGCUGAGGGACCACCCGCCCCCUCUGCGCAUCGCAGAGGAAUCACAGUGUGAUGCCAGCACAGGGAGUCCUGCCGCCUCUCCAGCCUCUGCAUCCUCCCAGGGAAAUGAGAGAAGGAUUUCGGUUUCCAGUCCCGGGCGAGGCCAUAAAAUCUUUGUGGUGACGCGAGUGGAGAGUCUGCCAGAGCGAGCUGCUGAUGCCAUGCACCCACGGGAGGAUGCGGAUGCCACCGUGAAACCCACUGAGCCCCAGAGCCUGGCUCUGGCCACAAAACCUGAACUCCUGGCACCCCAGGUGGAUGCAGUGGUUCCCGAAUCCACUGCCAGCUUGGCAACGGUGCCGGCAGCACCGAGCACCAGCUCCGACCCCAAGUGGGACGACCCCACGGCCUGCGAGAGUGCAGCUCAUGACACUCCCCUCCUCAAUGGACUGAAGACGGAUUUCGCGCGAGCGCUGCCAGAGGCGUCCUCGGACAGUGACGAGAAAAUGGGGAGCUGCGCUGCUGAGCAGGAGCUGGGCCACUCCAAGAACGAGCGGGAGCUGGAGGAGCUGCUCCUCGAGGCCAGCCAGGACGCAGGGCAGGAGCCGCUGUGA
Molecule: messenger RNA, 2114 nt
Organism: Phaethon lepturus (White-tailed tropicbird)
Lineage: Eukaryota; Metazoa; Chordata; Aves; Phaethontiformes; Phaethontidae
Gene: PPP1R37
Product: protein phosphatase 1, regulatory subunit 37
Exons: 11
Molecular function (GO): protein binding
Source: RefSeq, a predicted model, not a curated record